This is a messenger RNA of Plasmodium vivax (malaria parasite P. vivax), 1221 nucleotides long. RefSeq lists its product as hypothetical. Lineage: Eukaryota; Apicomplexa; Aconoidasida; Haemosporida; Plasmodiidae. The transcript has a single exon. The record is from RefSeq and is a predicted model, not a curated record. The coding region runs from base 1 to 900 and encodes 299 amino acids.
AUGAAACUGCAUGCGGAGUUCAAACCAGAUGGUAUUGACGACUUUUCGCACAUUCUGAAGGGGCUGAAGGAGUUCUCGUCCUUCGCCGUGGAAAACUCCUUCCUGUGCUUCAAAUUCUCGGAGAAAUAUCUGUUCAUAUUUGGAAACGAAAAGAAGCACGUGGAGAUAUUUAUAAAAAUCAGAAUGGAUGAUUUAUUUUACGAAAAUUUUAUUUUAAAAAGUGCUACAGACAACGAAAUCAUCAUCCUCGUUUAUAUCUUCCAAAUAUAUGACAUCUUUAAGAACGUUUCAAAGAGUACAAAAAUAACAAUUGAUUUAUUUGAUAAAAAUGGCAUAUGCAUUUUGCUGUUUAAGCAUCAAUGCAGCGUGACGGAUGCCUUAAAGAAGUUUGAGUGUGGGAUAGAACUUAUUAACCCGUCGUUAACUUCCUUUCCAAAUAUGAAGGUGAAAAAAGAUUCAUUCUCCAUAAAUUGCAAGUUAAAAAAAUGCUGCAAAAUUUUAAAUACCUAUUCGAAAUUUCACUCAGAUAAAGUAGAACUAAACUUCAUUAUUGCCAACAGACACUGUGAUGUUGUUUUCCUGCUGGAUGCACUAACCACGAAGAAUGUGACCACGCUGAAAAAUAAUUACGUAUUAAAGGACUCGAUGGAGAAGCAAGCCAAACAGGAAAAGGACCAACAUUGUGCGAAAUUUAAUUUGAAGAAAGUUAUAUAUAUUAAAACUUUGACGAAAGCUUUGAACAUCCUCAACGAAUGCAGAAAUAACAAAGACGAUGUUGGCAUAUUUAAAAUUGUCGUGCCGUACAAUAAAUGUUGGUUUGCUUUAAAACUGGGGCAGUUUGAAUUUUCUGGCAACUGGAAGGUGCUCAUCGUGAUUACUGAUAUGAGUCUAGAUAUGUGAGUCGCAGAGAGCGGGGGUUCCAUCUAUUCCGUAAGGUUUUGCUGGCCCUGUAAAACCUGUCUGUAUGUGAAUUUGCCCCAUUUGGGGAUUCCUUUUUUUGUGGCGCUUAUUCCCUUUCGUUCGCCAUUCAGCCAUAUUCUUCAUUACGUGUGCGCCUCUAACGAGUGCACCUUCGAUGUGGACAUUCCACCCCACGCAGCAGGGCCACACGUAAGUAACAUCAUCUGCAUCGUCACAGUAGUUUGCUUAUUCACUCAGUAGAACCCCUUUCAUUGUGCACAUUUUUUUGCAUGCGGCUCUGAUUUUUCUCGCAAGGUUGAU